Molecule: messenger RNA, 1278 nt
Organism: Endocarpon pusillum Z07020
Lineage: Eukaryota; Fungi; Ascomycota; Eurotiomycetes; Verrucariales; Verrucariaceae
Exons: 1
Coding region: 1-1278 (425 amino acids)
Biological process (GO): intracellular monoatomic cation homeostasis
Cellular component (GO): mitochondrial inner membrane
Source: RefSeq, a predicted model, not a curated record
AUGAGGCCAAGCCAUAUAUGCAACGCCUGCAUCUCGCGAUCAGUGCAAUACCCUUCUCACAGUGUGGUGCAGUUUCGCAACUCUGCCGAUAGAUUCCCGAGAAAAAGUCUGCGUCAGAUAACAACUCAAACUGGCAAGCCAAAGCACCUCGCCAGCGCAGCAACCAACAAUGCACAGAGAGGUCAGAAGUGGGCACAUGCUUCGGUAGCGAGUGAAAGAGCUCCUCGACUUCCUGCGGGCGCCUCGCAAGAAGCUCUCACAGCUUCACCACCACAGCACCUUAUAUCCACCACGCCACAUCCCGAGAAUAACCUCUCCUCCACGCGCCCAGCUCGCUUGGAUUCCCCAGAAGGUCCGAUCAAAGACGAAGGCGGAGCAAUAACGCUCAAAAACCGCGCAUCAUAUCUCUUCCAGCUCGGCAAGGCGUAUGCCAGAUUCUACAAAACCGGGCUCAAGAAUAUCUGGUCCAACUACAAGGAAUACCGAGACCUCCGCAGGAAACUCGGCGGCGCUGAGAUUCAUGACCUGGUCAGAUAUGCAUCUACGCCAGCGAUUACGCGGCGAGAAUUCCAACUCCAUCUUCGGACCCAACACGAUCUCAAGAAAUUGAUACCAUUCGGAUUGGUCUUCGCCAUCUGUGGCGAGUUCACGCCGCUGGUGAUAGUGGCGUUGGGCACCGCGGUCGUGCCAUACACAUGCCGCAUACCGAAGCAGGUCAAGAAGGAUCUACAGAAGGCGCUAUCUCGCACUGAAGACGUCGAGCGCCUCAGCCCACAAAAAACCGAGGUCGGCAUUACUCCCGCUCUCGGAUACGCCCACGGCGUAGAUCCUCUCGGUUUAUCCAUCCGAGAAACGCCAGUGCUCGGUUCGUUACUGCAGCGUUUCUGGGUGGAGCCGAAACUCAAGCAGCGCAUGGACCACAUAAUCUGCGAUGCCAAACUGAUCAACCACGAGGGCGGAGCCGCGCGUCUCGAACCAGAAGAGCUCUACCAGUUCUGUGUCGAUAUCCGACAACUCGACGCCAUGAAGCGCAUGGUCGACUAUUACACGCACGACAGACAGUCAGACAUACCCGAUCCAGACGUGAAGCAUACGCAGAAAGAGCUGCAGGUCUUCCUUGAUUCAAUUGGUCGAAAACUGACAAAUUUGAAGAGCCCGGCUGAUUAUAACCCCGAAUCCAUCUUCGUGGCUGCAGCCAAAUAUGUUCGCUCCCGUGGGCAGGAAGGACCGUAUAUCCCGCCACAGACAUUACGGAGAUCGAAUAUCGGAGAUAAGUAG